Chinchilla lanigera (long-tailed chinchilla) is the source of this 462-nucleotide messenger RNA. It is a transcript of the gene Hoxb9, whose product is annotated as homeobox B9. Lineage: Eukaryota; Metazoa; Chordata; Mammalia; Rodentia; Chinchillidae. Gene Ontology annotation, molecular function: RNA polymerase II cis-regulatory region sequence-specific DNA binding; DNA-binding transcription factor activity. Gene Ontology annotation, cellular component: nucleus. Gene Ontology annotation, biological process: proximal/distal pattern formation; DNA-templated transcription; embryonic skeletal system morphogenesis. The record is from RefSeq and is a predicted model, not a curated record.
UGGGAGGUGGGGGGCCGGGGGGUCGCGUCCGAAAGCCCUCGCCCCGGUCCGGGUGCCACCUUCCUUCUCCGCCUGCUCGGGCGCCGCCGCGCCGCUGCGAGCGAGCCAGAGAGCGCUCCCUUCCUCCCCCUACGAGCGGGCGCGCGGAUAAUGUCUGAGAAUGUCCAUUUCUGGGACGCUUAGCAGCUAUUAUGUCGACUCGAUCAUAAGUCACGAGAGCGAGGACGCGCCUCCAGCCAAGUUCCCCUCCGGCCAGUUCGCGGGCCCGCGGCAACCGGGCGCCGCCGAGCACCUGGACUUCCCGUCCUGCAGCUUCCAGCCCAAGGCGCCCGUGUUCGGCGCGUCCUGGGCGCCGCUGAGCGCGCACGCGUCGGGGAGCCUGCCGCCCGUGUACCACCCGUACCUGCAGCCGCAGGGCGCGCCGGCCGCCGAGGGCAGGUACCUGCGCACCUGGCUGGAGCC